Molecule: messenger RNA, 3189 nt
Organism: Lindgomyces ingoldianus
Lineage: Eukaryota; Fungi; Ascomycota; Dothideomycetes; Pleosporales; Lindgomycetaceae
Product: sodium P-type ATPase-like protein
Exons: 6
Coding region: 1-3189 (1062 amino acids)
Biological process (GO): intracellular calcium ion homeostasis; calcium ion transmembrane transport
Cellular component (GO): plasma membrane
Molecular function (GO): ATP binding; P-type calcium transporter activity; ATP hydrolysis activity
Source: RefSeq, a predicted model, not a curated record
AUGGGAACGAAGAACCAACCCUCGAUUAAGAGCCACGUAUCUAGCCGGGCUAAUAAGCCACUCUCUCGCCCAGCACACACCCUGCCAUAUUCCAAGGUCAUCGAAGAGACUAAAUGUAACUCAGAGGAUGGCCUUACAUCCUCUGAAGCCCAAUCUCGCCUACAAGAGUAUGGGAGGAACGAGUUGGGAGAUGAUGGGGGUGUUCAACCUGGGAAAAUUCUCCUUCGUCAAGUAGCUAAUGCUAUGACAUUAGUCUUAAUUCUCGCUAUGGGUGUUAGUUUUGGAAUUCAAUCCUGGAUUGAAGGUGGUGUAGUAGCUGCCAUUAUCAUCCUAAACAUUGUGGUAGGGUUCUGGCAAGAGUUCAACGCUGAAAAGACGAUGGACUCCUUGAGAUCUCUCAGUUCACCGACUGCGAAUGCUGUUCGAGAUGGUAAGACCGUUACAGUCCCGACGGCUGAGAUUGUUCCAGGCGACAUGGUGGAGAUGAUAAUGGGCGAUACUAUUCCUGCAGAUAUUCGUCUUAUCGAGGCCGUUAACUUCGAGACUGACGAAGCUCUAUUGACGGGUGAGUCUCUUCCAGUCCAAAAGGAUGCCGAGGCCAAAUUCAGCGACGAUACUGGCCUUGGCGAUCGCCUCAAUGUUGCCUACAGCUCUUCCACUGUUACUAAAGGGCGCGCACGUGGAGUCGUGUUUGCUACUGGGGUUUAUACAGAGAUUGGCUCCAUCGCUGCCGCACUCCGAAACCAAGGGUCUCGUCGCCGACCUGUCAAGCGUAAACCAAAUGGCUCGGCCAAACCACAUCAAUAUGCACAAGCAUGGGGAUUGACUGCUACGGAUGCUAUUGGACAUUUCCUUGGUGUAAAUGUUGGAACUCCGCUACAGAAAAAACUCUCUCGUCUUGCACUCCUUCUCUUCGGCAUCGCCGUAGUGUGCGCAAUCAUUGUCCUUGCUGCCAAUAGGUUCGUGAGCGAUCAGGAGGUCAUAAUCUACGCUGUUGCUACAGGCCUUAGUAUGAUCCCCGCUUCGCUCAUCGUUGUCUUGACUAUUACUAUGGCUGCUGGCACAAAGCGAAUGGUUGAGAGACACGUAAUUGUACGAAACUUAAAGUCGCUUGAAGCCUUAGGUGGAGUUACAGACAUCUGCUCCGAUAAGACCGGCACCCUAACUCAAGGAAAGAUGGUCGCGAAAAAGGCCUGGAUUCCAGCCAUAGGAACCUAUUCCGUUGGGACGACGAAUGAUCCAUUUAACCCCACGGUUGGUGAUCUUACCUUCGUACCGAAGCCGCCAAGGGAGAUCGAUUUCAAUAAAGCUGAUCAUGGGAAGUCUGAAAACUACAAAGAGCUCUUAAAGAACAACCGGCAUCUAGUGGACUACUUGAAAGUCGCAUCGUUUGCCAACCUUGCCAAUGUUCACGAGACCCAAGCAGGUGAUUGGAAUGCUCGGGGCGACCCUACCGAGAUUGCCAUACAAGUCUUCGCCUCACGAUUUAACUGGAAUCGUCUUCGAUUCGCUCAAGGUGAUGGCCCGGAAUGGGUGCAGCUGGCCGAAUUCCCCUUUGACUCAGAUGUGAAGAAAAUGUCCGUCAUUUUCGAAGAAACCGCGACUUCUCACAAACAUGUCUUCACGAAAGGCGCUGUCGAACGAGUAAUCUAUUCGUGCACCUCAAUGUUCACUAUAGGGGAAGAGAGCGUAGUCGAGAUAACUGACGAAAUCCGUGAAGAUAUUUUGCAAAACAUGGAAUCCCUAGCAGCGCUCGGACUUCGAGUAUUAGCCUUAGCAAGCAAGACUUGGGAGGGUCAGAUUACCAAGGGCGAAGAUGUUGAUAGAAAUGGAGUCGAAGAGAGCUUGAUCUUCCGGGGUCUCGUUGGACUUUAUGACCCACCUAGACCUGAGUCUGCUCCAUCUGUCCGGCAAUGCCAGAAAGCGGGUAUCCAGGUUCACAUGCUUACGGGCGACCACCCUGGAACAGCUCGAGCUAUUGCGGCCGAAGUUGGGAUUUUGCCGUCAAACAUGGCUCGGUUGAGCAAGGAAGUGUCCGACGCCAUGGUCAUGACAGCAGGCCAAUUUGAUAAGCUCUCAGACCACCAGAUCGAUGGUCUUCCACUACUGCCCUUGGUUAUUGCGCGUUGCGCCCCAAACACAAAGGUCCGAAUGAUCGAAGCUCUGCACCGAAGGAAAUGUUUUGUAGCCAUGACCGGUGACGGUGUAAACGACUCUCCAUCUUUGAAACGUGCCGACGUUGGCAUUGGCAUGGGCACUGGAUCCGAUGUAGCGAAGGAUGCAGCCGACAUUGUCCUAACCGACGAUAACUUUGCCUCAAUUCUCAAUGCAGUUGAAGAAGGCCGCCGCAUGUUUGAUAAUAUCCAGAAGUUUAUCCUCCAUCUCCUAGCCCAAAACAUUGCCCAAGCCUGUAUAUUGCUCAUUGGACUUGCAUUCAAGGACGAAAACCGACUUUCGGUGUUCCCUCUCGCUCCUGUAGAGGUUAUGUGGAUUAUCAUGAUUACUUCUGGUCUUCCGGAUAUGGGUCUUGGUUUCGAGGUCGCUGCACCAGAUAUUAUGUCGCGGCCACCUCAAAGCCUAAAGCGUGGCGUCUUCACCCUUGAAGUCAUGGUCGACAUGCUCGUCUAUGGCCUUUGGGUUGCUGCCUUAUGUCUCUGCUCCUUCCUACUAGUCCUCAACGCCUGGGGCGACGGCGACCUAGGCAUAAAUUGCAACGACGUAUUCUCCUCCCGCUGCGACACGGUCUACCGCGCCCGCGCCACUUGCUUUGCCUGCCUGACCUGGUUCUCUCUGUUCCUCGCUUGGCAAAUGGUCGACAUGCGCCGCUCCUUCUUCCUCAUGCAACCCAAAUCCAAGAAAUACUUCACGCAAUGGUUUCUCGACGUCUGGCGCAACCAAUUCCUCUUCUGGUCCACAAUCGCUGGAUUCGUCACUAUUUUCCCUGUGCUGUAUAUCCCGGUUAUCAAUACCGUAGUGUUCAAGCAUCAGGGGAUUAGCUGGGAGUGGGGUAUUGUGUUUAUUGCGACGAUUUUGUUUUUCUUGGGUGUUGAGAUGUGGAAGUUGGGGAAAAGGGCCUUUUUUAGGAGGAGGGGUCAUAAAAUUGGGUCUAGGAGGGAUUCGGUAGACCUCGAGAAGAGAGUGUUUGAGAGGUAUCUUAGUACGGCGAUUAGUAUGGAUGAUGAGAAGUAA